Saimiri boliviensis boliviensis (Bolivian squirrel monkey) is the source of this 2489-nucleotide messenger RNA. RefSeq names its product BCL6B transcription repressor (gene BCL6B). Gene Ontology annotation, cellular component: nucleus. NCBI's taxonomy places the organism in Eukaryota, Metazoa, Chordata, Mammalia, Primates, Cebidae. The record is from RefSeq and is a predicted model, not a curated record. Gene Ontology annotation, molecular function: protein binding; RNA polymerase II cis-regulatory region sequence-specific DNA binding; DNA-binding transcription factor activity, RNA polymerase II-specific. Gene Ontology annotation, biological process: regulation of transcription by RNA polymerase II.
GAGAGACCCCGCCCCCCUAAAGAAGAGAAGUCGCGGCCCCUGCGGGACGGGGGUAGGAACGAGAGACUGAGGGAGCCAGACUGCUGGGCCCCCGAAGAGCGUUGGGGCUUGUGGAUGGUAGCAAGCCUGAGUCCCAGAAAUUGGGCUACGCUAGGGACUGGGGACUAGACCGGAGUCGCAGAAUUCCGUCGUUCGGGGAAGGGCGCUUCGGCUGGGAUUUGGAGGUGUGUGGACGGCAGGCCGUGAGGUCUCUAGGUAGGCUCGGACGCUGGGACGCAGGCGAGCAGAGGGAAGUGGCGGUGCUGGAGGGGCGCUGGGAGUCGAACCCAGGGUGCUGGACGCGGGAUUCCCCACGCUCAACAACGACGCAGCGGAGUGGAACCUUCAACUGGCUCCAAGCGCUGUGGGAUCUGGAAGAGGCAAGCGAGCGAUGGUGUCGUGGAGGGCAGAAUGAGCAAGAAGAAUUAGGAGGAAGGCUGCAUGUGCCGGGGCUAGGGGCUGGAGGCCCGGGCUCUAACUGCACCUCGGAAGGAAAAGGCAAACAGACGAGGGAAGGCGUCCUAGGACUGCCUGGAUCGAGCGCACUUUCCACGGCCUCUGCAGGCCUGCAUCGCUAUGGGUUCCCCCGCCGCCCCGGAGGGAGCGCUGGGCUACGUCCGCGAGUUCACUCGCCACUCCUCCGACGUGCUGGGCAACCUCAACGAGCUGCGCCUGCGCGGGAUCCUCACUGACGUCACGCUACUGGUUGGCGGGCAACCCCUCCGGGCACACAAGGCAGUUCUCAUCGCCUGCAGUGGCUUUUUCUAUUCAAUCUUCCGGGGCCGUGCGGGAGUCGGCGUGGACGUGCUCUCUCUGCCCGGGGGCCCCGAAGCCAGAGGCUUCGCCCCUCUCCUGGACUUCAUGUACACUUCUCGCCUGCGCCUCUCUCCGGCCACUGCACCAGCAGUCCUUGCCGCUGCCACCUAUUUGCAGAUGGAGCACGUGGUCCAGGCAUGCCACCGCUUCAUCCAGGCCAGCUAUGAACCUCUGGGCAUCUCCCUGCGGCCUCUGGAAGCAGAACCCCCGACACCCCCAACAGCCCCUCCACCAGGCAGUCCCAGGCGCUCUGAAGGACACCCAGACCCACCUACUGAAUCUCGAAGCUGCCGUCAAGGCGCCCCCAGUCCAGCCAGCCCAGACCCCAAAGCCUGCAACUGGAAAAAGUACAAGUACAUCGUGCUAAACUCUCAGGCCUCCCAAGCAGGGAGCCUAGUGGGGGAGAGGAGUUCUGGUCAACCUUGCCCCCAAGCCAGGCUCCCCAGUGGAGAUGAGGCCUCCAGCAGCAGCAGCGGCGGCAGCAGCAGUGAAGAAGGACCCAUUCCUGGUCCCCAGAGCAGGCUCUCCCCAGCUGCUGCCACUGUGCAGUUCAAAUGUGGGGCUCCUGCCAGUACCCCCCACCUCCUCAUGGCCCAGGCUCAAGAGACCUCUGGAUCCCCCUCUGAGCGAGCGCGUUCAUUCUUACCAGGAAGUGAAUUUUUCAGCUGCCAGAACUGUGAGGCUGUGGCUGGGUGCUCAUCGGGGCUGGACCCCUUGGUUCCUGGGGAUGAAGACAAACCCUAUAAAUGUCAGCUCUGCCGGUCUUCCUUCCGCUACAAGGGCAACCUGGCCAGUCACCGCACAGUGCACACAGGGGAAAAGCCUUACCACUGCUCAAUCUGCGGAGCCCGUUUUAACCGGCCAGCAAACCUGAAAACACACAGCCGCAUCCAUUCGGGAGAGAAGCCCUAUAAGUGUGAGACGUGCGGCUCACGCUUUGUGCAGGUGGCACAUCUGCGGGCGCACGUGCUGAUCCACACAGGGGAGAAGCCCUAUCCUUGCCCUACCUGCGGGACCCGCUUCCGCCACCUACAGACCCUCAAGAGCCACGUCCGCAUCCACACCGGCGAGAAGCCUUACCACUGCGACCCCUGUGGCCUGCAUUUCCGGCACAAGAGUCAACUGCGGCUGCAUCUGCGCCAGAAACACGGAGCUGCUACCAACACCAAAGUGCACUACCACAUUCUUGGGGGGCCCUAGCUGAGCGCAGGUCCAGACCCCACUUGCUUCCUGUAGCGGGGAAAGCUGCAGGCUCAGGCCUUGCUUCCCUAUCAGGCUUAGGCAUGGGGGUGUGCAAGGCCACUUUGGUAUCAGAAAUUGCCACCAUCUGAAUUUCUCGCUGGGGAGAGCAGGGGUGGCGGAUCCCGGCUAGAUCUGCCUCCGUUUUGCUGGUCAAAACCUCUUCCCCACGAGCCAGAUUGUUCCUGAGGACAGAGCUAGCUAGGGGCCGGGCGAGGGGAGAGAUGGGAGGUUCUGGUCUCCCUAAGGGAAUAGCCCUCCACCUGUGGCCCCCGCUGCAUUCGGUUUAUCUGUAAAUAUAAUUUAUUGAGGCCUUUGGGUGGCACCAGGACCUUCAUUCUGUUCCAUGUCUCACUUCCGUCUUCCACAAGUGUGAUCAAAAGUGACCUGGAACA